UUGUUCAUGGUGGACAAUGGAGCAGAUGACUGGAGAAUAGCCAUGACUUAUGAGCGUAUUUUCUUUAUCUGCUUGGAAAUACUGGUGUGUGCUAUACAUCCCAUACCUGGGAACUAUACAUUCACAUGGACAGCCCGGCUCGCCUUUUCUUACACUCCAUCCACCACAACAGCUGAUGUGGAUAUUAUUUUAUCUAUACCAAUGUUCUUAAGACUAUAUCUUAUUGCCAGAGUUAUGCUUUUGCAUAGCAAACUUUUCACUGAUGCCUCAUCUAGAAGCAUUGGAGCAUUAAAUAAGAUAAACUUCAAUACCCGUUUUGUUAUGAAGACUCUAAUGACAAUAUGUCCAGGAACUGUACUGUUGGUUUUUAGUAUCUCGUUAUGGAUAAUUGCUGCAUGGACUGUCCGAGCUUGUGAAAGGUACCAUGAUCAGCAGGAUGUUACUAGCAAUUUCCUUGGAGCAAUGUGGUUGAUUUCGAUAACUUUUCUAUCCAUUGGAUAUGGUGACAUGGUACCUAAUACGUACUGUGGGAAAGGAGUCUGUUUACUCACUGGAAUCAUGGGUGCUGGGUGCACUGCACUGGUGGUAGCUGUGGUGGCAAGGAAGUUAGAACUUACCAAAGCUGAAAAACAUGUGCAUAAUUUCAUGAUGGACACCCAGCUAACUAAAAGAGUGAAAAAUGCAGCGGCCAAUGUACUCAGGGAAACAUGGUUAAUUUAUAAAAACACAAAGCUGGUUAAAAAGAUAGACCAUGCGAAAGUAAGGAAACAUCAACGCAAAUUCUUGCAAGCUAUUCAUCAAUUAAGAAGUGUAAAAAUGGAACAAAGGAAACUGAAUGAUCAAGCCAACACUUUGGUGGACCUGGCAAAGACUCAAAACAUCAUGUAUGACAUGAUUUCUGACUUAAAUGAAAGAAGCGAAGAUUUUGAGAAGAGAAUUGUUACUCUGGAAACUAAACUGGAAACUUUAAUUGGUAGCAUUCAAGCUCUCCCUGGACUGAUUAGCCAGACAAUCAGCCAGCAACAGAGGGAUUUCCUUGAGGCUCAGAUACAAAAUUAUGAUAAGCAUGUUGCCUACAGUGCUGAACGAUCACGAUCUUUGUCAAGAAGAAGGAGAUCAUCCUCCACAGCACCACCAACUUCAUCAGAGAGUAGCUAGAAGAGAAUAAGUUAACCACAAAUAAAGACUUUUUGCCAUCAUAUGGUCAAUAUUUUAGCUUUUAUUGUAAAGCCCUAUGGUUCUAACCAGUGUUAUCUGGGUUCUGAUGUCAGAGUCCUGGAAACCUGAACAUGUUUUAGGCCAAAAAAGAGUGAAAACUCUUCUUUUUUCCCCCCUCCUCCUCUCAGAUGCACAGUGAAUGCACCUAUUAUUGCUAUAUUAGAUUGUUCCUCCUGUAAUUUCACUAACUUUUUAUUCAUGCACUUCAAACAAACUUUACCACUACAGUAUAUAAUAUAAUAAAAAGGUUAAUUUCUGCACAUAGUUGCUUGGUUACUUAGACUUAACAACUAAAAAUGCUCACAAUCAAAAGGCCGAAUUAUAAACUUAAGAAACAAAAUUGAAGCUUAAUAAUUAUCUCUCAG
This is a messenger RNA of Leptosomus discolor (cuckoo roller), 1583 nucleotides long. The record is from RefSeq and is a predicted model, not a curated record. NCBI's taxonomy places the organism in Eukaryota, Metazoa, Chordata, Aves, Leptosomiformes, Leptosomidae.